GUAUUUGUCAGUAUGCACGUCGACUUUUUUUAAUUAGUUUGCUUUCGAACGCUCGCAAGUUUAUAAACAAAUAUAUAGCCGCUCGGAAGUCAUAUUUGCCGCCGAGCCCGGUUCUGAAUUGCGGGAAAACUAGGUUAGGUGAGGCUAGGUGUUUAUUCGUGUGUAUGUAUAUAUAGUGUAAACAUAGUUAAAAUUAGUAUUAUAAAAGUGUGUCCCUAAAAAUAAUGUUUUAAAACUUCUGCUCGCGUAAUAAUGAUGGGGUAAGGCUUUUAUUUACUUUUCAUUGAGAGACAUUCUCUCGGGAAAAAAGCCAGAAGACGAGUGAAAAAGCAAACUGUACCAAUGUCAUACAGUUGCGAAUCUCGAGUUAUAACCUCAAUAGUUUUCAAACAAGAUGUCCUGUGAACAUUUAGAUUUGUUGCAGGAUGAGGACGAAGAUAUUAUCGUAGAGGGAAGCGAGCUACAUCAAGCUCUCACAAGCAUGGGGUACACCAACUUUGGCUCCACGCCCAGGGUCACAGCAGAGCCUGUUUCUCUCGAAGUGGAUUUAUCACCUGUAAAGGAUUAUAGAUCCAUCAAUCAAAGUUUCUAUGACAAAGUAGAUACGGUCUGCUCGUAUGUGCUACAGGAAAACAAAUUGAGAGAGGGACAGUUGAAAAUAAUUCUAGAAUCUGAAAUUUUACUGGAUGAUCAUAAAGCUGCCAUUAAUGAUUUUCUCAUAGAGGGUCAGACUUCUUAUUUAAGAAAAUAUUUGGAUUGGAUUCCUCUUAUUGGUUCAACAAUAACUGCAAUCAGUCCAUUAGUUGGUAGAAGAAAAAGCAUUACAGCAACGAUCAUGACACUUACAAUAUUUGGAAUGUCUACAUAUGUAAAUUUUAAGCACUGGUUGUUAGCUAGAAAUUUAAAGCAUCUUGUGAAGUUGCAAAAUGACUUGCACGAGUUAUUCAAGCAGAGUCUCAAAAUUUUAAGACGUGCUUAUGGCAAAAGAUCUAUAAUUACUGAAGUGCAUGAGAAAGAAGAAUUACUUGGGAGUGACAAACACAAUAUCAUGAUUCAUAUGAAGGAGGUACUUACAGAAGUUUUUGAAAACUUAUCAACUGUCUAUUAUGCAGAAGCUAGUCAAAUUAUCAGCACUUUACCUGAUUCCUUACGCUUGGAUUGUACUUUAACAAACGUUGAGACUGAGUGUGAACAAGAAUUUGAUUGCAAUAGCUAUGAAAAAUUAAAAAGUUUGUACUACACUUUUCUACUAGUCCAAUCUGAAAUGAUGUUUAUCAUGGCAAAUGCUUAUAAUGGUAAAACACAAAAUACAUUAUUUAAAAUACCCAAAUCAAAACUUUCACAAUCUGUGAAAAACUUGACCAAACCAUUAGCCAUAUCAUACUCAAGAAUGUCAAAUAUCAUGCAAACUUAUCAGUUAUGUGAAAUCAAACCAGUACAAAGGGUUUUAAGAGGUUCUCCAACUUCAAAAUGGCACGACUCCUACAUUCAUUUAGAUUUAACAUCACAAAGAAUUCAAUUGGCAUACAAAGAAGUUGCAUCUAUUUUAGAGUAUUUAGACUUGCAUUCUGAAAAAGAUGAAGAUAACUUACAGUUAGUUGAAUCGAUAACCGAAAAAAUGAAUGAAGCAUACAAGCAAAUCGAAAAUGCCAGAAGUUUUGCAGAGUUCAGUAGUCUGCUAAUUGCAAAGGCUCAACAUAAACCUGGAAACGUCUCGGAUAAGAAUGAAAAUGAAAAUUUAUUCCCAACCAACUUUGAUAAUAGAAAAAUUAUACUGAUUGAUAAAGAGCCUGAAAUAGAAGAUGAAGUAUUUGAAGAGUAUAUAAAGGAAGAAUAUUUGAAGCCUCUGUAUGAAAAUAGUGAUAAAAGUGUCAUACAAAACUUCAGACUUGACAAGUUGUUAGAAAAGAAUUUCAUGAGCGAACUGAGAGAUGCAUUGAUUGAAAAACAAAAAUCCAUGACAGAAAGAGAACUCAAAGCGCUAAAAAGAAUGUAUGACAAAGUGCAGAAGGAUGCUGGUAACAAGACUGAAACUGACAUAUGUCCAAUACCUGAGAAAUCUAUUGAAACUGAAGAGCCAGUAGCUCCUACAUCGGUUCCACCACCUCCUCAACCACCUCUGCCACCGCCACCCCCGCCACCACCGCCACCAAGAGUUCUAGAAAAUACAAUCAUCGCUGAAAGUCACGUGGAAGAAGAAGAGAAAGAGCAAAAGAAAACUCGUACGCCAGUCCCUCUUCCAAGAGUGAAAAUGCUGAAACCUGAAGAUGAAAUGCUCGAUGUACAGAGAUUUUCGAUUAACCAAUGCGCACCAAUGCUUAAAUUUCCUACAAUAAGACUAACAGAAGAAACAUUUAUUGGUAGUGGAGAGAACUCAGAAGAAGAAGAAGAAAAUCUUGAAAGCAACAGUGAUGAUGACGAUGAUGAUGAUAAUGAUGAUGAUAAUGAUAUAGUCGAAAAUUAAAAAAAUAUUUAUACUAUUACUGGUUAAUUGUAUAAAUUUAUUUGUAAAUAUAUUGUACAAAAUAUUUGUUUUAUUUAAUACAUUUGCAUUAAAUUUUCUAUUAAAGUUAAAUUAUUAACACCAUUACGAGUAUUUGAAUUCCAUCCUGUCAUUUUAGUACAAUUUUAUAUAAAAAUAUGGUGGCGAAUACGCCGGACGUCGAUUGCGAUAAAAACACGAUAUUGUUCACAAGUUACUGCAUUAAAAGACAGAUAUUUUAAUUUGAAGACAGCCCGCGUGAAAAUAUUAUAUGAGAUCUUAUAUGAGAUCUCAUGUAGAUCUUAUAUAUAUAUAUAUAUAUAUAUAUAUAUAUCUCAUAUGACUGAAAUUCGUACUGAGAUCUAUAUGAGAUUUAUAUGAGAUGUAUAUGAGAUCUACGUGAGAUCUCAUAUGAGAUUUCAUAUGCGAUCUCAUAUGCGAUCUCAUAUAGAUAUCAUGGAGUGCUUAGUACGAAUUUCAGUCAUAUGAGAUCUCAUAUAAUAUUUUUACGCGGGAGUUGAUUAGACGGUGAAACACUUCGAUUUAAUCACAUAUGUAUAUACUUAUUGUAUAUACUUCGUAAAUGCUAUAAGAUAAAAGAAAAGCUGUCCUUAAGAUUAAUGUCUCACUAAAUUUAAAUACGAAAUUUUAUAGCGGUUCAUUUCUUCUGCCGGAAAGCACUGCAGACAUAUGUACAUACAUUGUCGAGUAUGUGAUGACUGACCCUUUCAUGGUGCUCGAUUAUUUUCGGAUGUUCGCCAGGGCUUUGACGGCGAUGGUGACCAUAGAGUGC
Messenger RNA from Nasonia vitripennis (jewel wasp), 3275 nucleotides. RefSeq lists its product as uncharacterized. The record is from RefSeq and is a predicted model, not a curated record. NCBI's taxonomy places the organism in Eukaryota, Metazoa, Arthropoda, Insecta, Hymenoptera, Pteromalidae. The coding region runs from base 395 to 2464 and encodes 689 amino acids. The transcript is spliced from 8 exons.